Molecule: messenger RNA, 1699 nt
Organism: Saccostrea cuccullata (small rock oyster)
Lineage: Eukaryota; Metazoa; Mollusca; Bivalvia; Ostreida; Ostreidae
Product: alkaline phosphatase, tissue-nonspecific isozyme-like
Exons: 9
Coding region: 31-1569 (512 amino acids)
Biological process (GO): dephosphorylation
Molecular function (GO): alkaline phosphatase activity
Source: RefSeq, a predicted model, not a curated record
CCUCGAAGCUGUAUACAUUAGAUUCCAGCCAUGAUUUAUUACAACAUGAAAACGAGGUCAGUGGUCUCUCUGGCGAUCAAACUCUUAAUUGGAGUCUUAAUAUGUAAAGGGAUACGUUGUACCAACUGGAACAAAAUUGCAAGGGAUUCGCUUAAAAAAGCUUUAAAAUUAAAACCAAACACAAAGAUUGCAAAAAAUGUCAUCGUAUUUGUCGGAGAUGGCAUGGGUUUUUCCACCACCAAUGCUGCUAGAAUAUACAAAGGACAGAAACAAGGCAAUCCAGGAGAAGAAACAAUUCUGGAAUUCGAAAAAUUUCCCUAUGUGGCUCUGUCUAAAGUGUACGGCACAGACAGGCAAGUACCCGAGUCUGCACAGACGGCUACAGCCUUGUUUGGCGGGGAGAAGACAAACUUUAACCUUGUAGGAUUGAAGGAUUCCGUGGCCACCUCAGAUUGCUUUGCACAGAAAAUGCAGGGGGAGGCUGCAGAAGUGACUUCUAUCAUAAGGCACGCCAUAGAGCAAGGUAAAUCUACAGGUGUGGUUUCAACUGCGAGGAUCACACACGCUACACCUGCAGCAACAUACGCCCACGCGGCAAAUCGCAACUGGGAAUCGGAUGCAGACAUUAACUCCACCUUUAAGGGUGUCUGCAAAGACAUUGCACUGCAACUAAUCCAAGAAAACCAUGAUAUACAGGUGGUUCUUGGAGGGGGACGAAGAGCUUUCCUCCCGGUUACCGAACCCGAUCCUGAAACUAAUGCAUUGGGUGUGAAUGAGCGGUUGGAUGGCCGUAAUCUUCCUGAGACAUGGGAAGCAAUUCAACAAGGAAAGAACAAAAACUACAAAUAUGUCUGGAGAAAGCAAGAUUUCGACGCCGUGGACGAAAAUAAUAUUGACUUUUUGCUUGGUCUUUUCAAUCCUGCUCACAUGGAAUAUGAACUCGAGCGAGACACUACCGGUAACGGAGAACCGUCUCUCAAGGAAAUGACGUCAAAAGCUAUAAAAAUUUUGCGACGGAACAAGAAAGGAUUUGUGCUGGUUGUAGAGGGUGGUCGGAUAGACCACGCCCAUCAUGAUAACAAGGCCAAGAAAGCAUUAGAAGAGGCUGUACAGUUUGAUGAGGCAAUAAAAGAGGCGGUUUCUUUGACCAAUCAGAAGAAAACUCUCAUUGUCGUCACAGCUGACCACUCCCAUCCGUUUUCUCUGACUGGUUAUACUGGUAGAGGAAAUGAUAUUUUAGGCUUAGUAGAUGAGGAAGGUAUUAAAGCUGAACCCACUACAGAUGGUCUGCCUUAUACAUCACUGUUAUAUGGGAAUGGUCCUGGUUAUACAAGCCCUCGACAAGAUCUUACAGGAGUCAAUACAGAUGAUAAAGACUUCAAGCAACAGUCUGCUGUACCGCAAGAGUUCGACACACACAGUGGAGAGGAUGUCGGGAUACAUGCUCAGGGUCCAAUGUCACAUUUAUUUCAUGGCGUGCAGGAGCAGCAUUAUGUCGCCCACGUGGUCCAGUAUGCCGCGUGUUUGGGUUACUAUUCUAACAAAUGUAACAAACGUUCUAGAGGCUAAAAUGUUUCGUUCAAAACCAAAAUAUUUUCAGAUUUUCAGUUGAUAGAACAGAAUCAUGACAAAAGUAAGUGUCCGAAUUUGUUCGGAGAAAAUAUUUUUGGGGAAUAAAGAAUUCUAUGAUUUUACUAAA